Molecule: messenger RNA, 5115 nt
Organism: Notolabrus celidotus (New Zealand spotty)
Lineage: Eukaryota; Metazoa; Chordata; Actinopteri; Labriformes; Labridae
Gene: rereb
Product: arginine-glutamic acid dipeptide (RE) repeats b
Exons: 17
Coding region: 563-4123 (1186 amino acids)
Biological process (GO): regulation of DNA-templated transcription
Cellular component (GO): nucleus
Molecular function (GO): zinc ion binding; sequence-specific DNA binding; transcription corepressor activity
Source: RefSeq, a predicted model, not a curated record
GGGGCCCACUGAGAUAUCUUUUCAAGGGGUGGGGAGAUCUCCUGGCGACGCCCCUGCUUACAACACCAUAUGAUUUAUUAUUUCCUUGCUUAUUCAAAUGAUGCUUAAUGAUUUUCAACCACAAAACCAAUAUUCCUGUGGAUAAGAUAAAGCUAAUAGUGCUUUUCCUGAAGUGUCGACCAUUAUCACUGACUCUGUCGGUGGUGGGUUAAUAUUACAGCUUACAUAACAGCGUUUAAUAACCACAGCAGCACACACAACAUGGUGUGUUGUUUGAUUCAUGGACGCCCGUGCAGAAGCAGCUGAUGAGCGGCCCCAGUGGCUGUUGCUGUUGCUGAUGAUGAUCCGCGGCACAUGCUCAGUUAUGUACACCCAGACAACUUUGAAGGCUUAGCUGUGGCUGCUGAGGUCAUUGCACUGGAAAAAAAAAAAAAAUACACCGACUCCCUCUACUACACCGCCUCCAUUUUGAAUAGCCAUGUAAUAGGGGAUUCGCAUAGUUUGUGUGUAUCGCCCACUGCGCUGCGUAGUGUCAACAAGGCACAUCCAAACAUCCUUCGACAUGGACGACCUAUUCAGUCCGCGGAGGAGCCUGAACAACACACAGGGGGAGAUAAGAGUUGGACCAAGCCAUCAGGCCAAACUCCCCGAGUUACAGCCGCGGCCUGCUCAAGGUUUACAGACUCAGACAGAGAAUGAGGAGCUGAUGUGGACGCCCGGGGUCAAUGACUGCGACCUUCUCAUGUACCUCAGAGCAGCCAGGAGCAUGGCAGCAUUUGCAGGGAUGUGCGAUGGUGGAUCAACAGAGGAUGGAUGUUUAGCAGCCUCCCGUGACGACACCACACUCAACGCACUCAACAUGCUACAUGCAAGUCAUUACGACGCAGCAAAAGCUCUCCAGCGUCUGGUCAAGAAGCCUCUGCCGAAGCUAAUUGAGAAAUGCUGGUCUGAGGAUGAUGUGAAGCGAUUCAUCAAAGGCCUUAGGCAGUAUGGAAAGAAUUUCUUCCGCAUUCGGAAAGACUUUCUGCCAAGCAAAAAGACGGGAGAGCUGAUCACGUUCUACUACCACUGGAAGAAAACUCCUGAAGCCGCGGGAACAAGAGCUUAUCGUCAGCAGCGUCGGCAGCCGUCCUCUCGCAAAGCAAAGACUCGCUCUGUGGCAGCUCCUGUCAGCACUCCUUCAAGAAAUUACUCAGUUGAUGCCAGUUCUGCCAGUGAGGACGAUCUUGAUAGUGAAGACAGUGAACAGGAAAUCAAAAGCUGUAGCCACUGUGGUAUAACAACUUCUAAGGAUUGGCACCCAGGAGGAAGAGACAACCCCUUGCUGUGUACGCCAUGUCGUACAUAUGAAAACAAACAUGGAUGUCUGCCGCCUGCUUCAAAGUCUGGAGGAGCUUCCUUCAUGUUUAAACCGAUGAAAGAGGAAGAGGAGGUGAACAGCAAGCAUGGCAUGAGGACACGGCGAAGCAGAGCACCUCAGCUCUCCUCUCUGAGAAGUGGCCACAGGAGGCUUACAGGCUCCCCCACAAGUGAAGAUCAGCAGGCCGGGAGCCAGCCCGCUCUCAGUGGAACGACGUCUUUAAGAUCUUCUGCAGCAGAAAACAAGAAUGAGUCCAGCAGGAAGACCAACAAGAAAAUAAAAGAGGAAGUAACGUCACCAAAGACAACAAAACGAGUUCGGGAGAGUCCUGCUCAGGAGCCUGAUGAGCCUGAAAAGGUUGCAAAUAAAAGGCUGAAGACACAGGAUCCACAGGGCUCCCGCUCAGAGGGAGAAGCAGAGGCAGAAGAGGAAAGCUCCUCUGAAAGCCGCAGUGCUCAGGAUGACGGCAGCAGUGACACCAAAGACAUAGAUCAGGAUAACCGCAGCUCCUCUCCAAGUAUUCCCAGUCCUCAACAGGGCAACGAGAGCGACUCGGACUCAUCUGCCCAGCCCAAUGGCGUCCCAUCAGAGCCUGCUGCUCCAGCUGCUGUGCUGGCUGACACACCAACCCCACAGGCCCUCCCCUCUCAGGUCCCUCCAAUCACCCUUCAGCCAACCCAAAGCACCAACCCAGCUGAUCCUGCUCAGAGCCCUCCUCCUCCUUCUCCAGAACCCUCUCUGCCUGCUGCUGGUCAGUCAGCUCCUACAGCUGGCCCAAACAGCCGACCACAGCCGGCCUCUCAUUCUCUUCCUGGUCCACCACCGCCUCCAUCAGCACUGGGUCAGGACUCUCCUCUCUCUCCAGCAUUUUCAGUCCCACCUGCUCUCAGCUCAUCCCAGCCUCAUGGCCUGUCACCUCAGGCCCCCCAGCGGCCCCCACCCUUCUUUAGAGAGUCUCAGCUCCCACAGCCUCCUCUGUCUGGACCACAAAUCAAACCACCCCCUACCACUCCAAUCCAACCCUCACAAAAACAGAUGCCACACCAGUCUGCUACACCUUUCCCUCAGAUGCCCUCCAAUCUGCCCCCUCCCCCUGCUCUAAAGCCACUUAAUUCUCUGCCUAACCAACAUCCCCCUGGUGCCCCUCCUCCUCCCCUUCAGCUCAUGGCACAGCCUUUGCCAAUGCAGCCACUUCCUACCCAACUGCCAGUGAUUUCUCAGGUGCAGACCCAUCCUGGAAAAAGCAUGACUUCUUCUCACCCACCUGCUGCAGCCUCACACCCGAUCACUACCGUCACACCUUCUGCCAUCUGCCCUGUCCCAAGCCUCCAGCCUUCAAUUCCUCCUCUUCCUCUGAGACCCUCACCGAGCACAAUAACAGGGGGAUCACAAAUUCAGAUUAAAGAGGAGCCAGUGGAUGAGAUUGAGGAGGCAGAGAGCCCGCCAUCUCCACCUCGAAGCCCCUCACCGGAGCCAACUGUCAUCAACAUUGCAAGUCAUGCCAGCCAGUCUGCACGGUUCAUCAAACACUUGGAUCGUGGUUACAACUCCUGUGCAAGAACGGACCUGUUCUUCACUCCGCUUUCAGCCUCCAAGCUUGCCAGGAAAAGGGAGGAGGCCGUGGAAAAGUCCAGGAGGGAGGCGGAGCUUAAUGCUCGGCAAGAACGCGAGAGAGAAAAAGACAGAGAAAGAGAGAGAGAGAGGGAGGCUGACAGGAAUGCUAGAGCCUCCAGCUCCUCCCACGACAGUCGUAUGAGUGAGACUCAGAUGGUAGCUCAGGGACAUGGACGUCACUCCUUCGAGCAGCCGCCCACUACUGUAGCCGCUGUGCCCCCGUACAUUGGCCCUGAUACACCAGCUCUGCGCACCCUGAGUGAAUACGCUCGACCCCAUGUUAUGUCGCCUACCAACCGCAACCACCCUUUCUACGUGUCACUGAGUCCUGGGGACCCCUUGCUGGCUUACCACAUGCCCGGCCUGUACAGUGCUGAACCCAGCCUCCGAGAGCGCGAGCUGAGGAACCUCAGAGAAAGGGAGCUCCGUGAGAGGAUGAAGCCUGGCUAUGAGGUCAAGCCCCCUGACAUGGAAACUUUACACCCCUCUGCCAACCCAAUGGAGCACUUCGCAAGGCAUGGGGCAAUCGGUCUUCCCCACAUUCCCGGGCCUCCUCACCACUUUGCACCUUUCCAUCCGGGGUUAAACCACUUGGAGCGAGAGAGGAUGGCACUGGCAGGACCCCAGCUGCGCCCAGAACUGAGCUACGCAGAGCGACUAACUGCAGAACGCCUUCACGCAGAGAGGAUGGCAUCUGUUGAUCCUGCUACCAGACUGCAGAUGCUCAAUGUCACUCCACAUCAUCACCAACACUCUCACAUUCACUCGCACCUCCAUCUGCACCAACAGGAUCCCCUUGGUCAAGGUCCAGGUCCUCAUCCUCUUGUGGACCCCCUUGCACAAGGACCACGCCUGGCCAGGUUUCCUUUCCCUGGUGGUCCGAUCCCCAACGCUCUACUCAGCGAUCUCCCUCAUGAUCACGAAAUGCUGCGGCAUCCAUUGUUUGCGUAUCCACGAGAGCUGCAGGGCCCUAUUCCUCAGAUGUCAGCUGCUCACCAGCUCCAGGCCAUGCAUGCUCAGUCUGCAGAGCUGCAGAGGAUGGCGAUGGAGCAGCAGUGGCUGCAUGGACAUCACCUGCAUGGAGGCCCUCUACCAAGUCAGGAAGAUUACUACAGUCGUCUCAAGAAAGAAGGUGACAAGCCAUCUUGAGUCUCAGGUGGUGCAUGCACUGAAACCCUAUAUCCAUACCCAAUACAAUACUGUGUACUUAUAAGACCAUAAGAGAAUAAUUGUGUGUCUGUUUAUUGUUUUACAUAUUUUAGAAGAAAAUUUGUGGAUCUGUAUGUGCAUUCCUUGUUCAGCACUUAAUGGAAUGUCAAAGUUUGUCUGCGAUUUUCAUAUCACAUAAGACUUUAUACUAGUUUUAAUAUCACAAUAAUGAAAAAUCUCAUCCAUUUAUGUGAGAUUAAAGUUACAGAUUUUCUCUAUUAAUCUGUUCAACUGUUUCAUGCAGUGAGAUGAAUUUGCUAAAACCGUCACUCUUAUAAAGGAUAUGAAAACGGACAGACUUUGGUGUUAUGUUGAAAUAUCCCUUUGAUUUCUAAAUGAUUUCCUUGUACAGAAUGACAUCUAAAUCAGUGUUUAAAUGAUUGUAACGACCUAGCAUGACUCAGUCUUCAUUUUACACCUAAAUAGAGUAGCAAGUUGCAUUGUGGUGUCUAGACUUUGAAAGCAUAAUAGAGGUUGGUUUAAAUCUUAAAUCUGCUAAGUAUUUGUUUAAAUCCUAAAGUUUUAUAUAUCAAGAUAUCUUUCCACAAUAUAACCUAAGCUUUUAUUCGCUCAUUUUUGAGAUUGUAAAUAUUACAUGUUCACAUUAUUCUAUAUGAACGAGUACUAUUGAUUUUAGCUGUAGACAUUAACACUUGACCCUUGAUUCAGCACGAUAGCAGUAAAUCAUAAGCUAAAAAACAUAUAUGGUAUUAUAAGUUGAGAUGAUAUUAAUUGGACUUUGAUCCAUCACUACAGACACCAUUUUUUGUAUUGUUUUGACGCCGUAGCUGAAUUGGAGCGAAACUAAAUUUUGAGCAUUUUAAUGGACUUUUUUAAAAGAACUGCCUCUAAAUUUAAUAUUUAUGUGACAUAAUAUGGAAGUGUAUGCAUUGCAUAUUUAUUUCAAUAAAUAUUUCUGCAAUGACACCCUA